Messenger RNA from Acanthochromis polyacanthus (spiny chromis), 11310 nucleotides. RefSeq names its product tenascin. Bases 558 to 6902 code for a protein of 2114 amino acids. NCBI's taxonomy places the organism in Eukaryota, Metazoa, Chordata, Actinopteri, Pomacentridae. Gene Ontology annotation, molecular function: protein binding. The record is from RefSeq and is a predicted model, not a curated record. The transcript has 20 exons.
CAUCUAAAAAUUCAGAUGUUUUCCAUCACAGAUCCUCCACCCAGCAGGGACCUGUAAAGCUCCCAGAAUUACAUCAGGGGAGAAGGAGAGGAGAGGAGAGGAGAGGAGAGAGAGAGAGAGAGAGAGAGAGAGAGAGGAAAAAUUCGUCAACUGUGAGAAAAUUUUACUGCUCUCCCUAUCCUCCUCCUCCUCCUCCUCCUCCUCGUUCUGUCUUUUCUUCCUCCUCUGGCUCUGUCCUUCCCUACCUUCAGCUGGUCAGUCAAUGAGAGUCUCACAGAGCUGGACACAAGCAGCACAGAGACCAGAAACUCGCCACAACUCAGACAAACUCAUCUCCAAGCAGGGGGGAAAUCCCUGGAAUAGAAAGGUGAAAGGAAAGACAUCAUCACUUCCGUGGUGGCAGCAGCGUCCUUCAACCUGCAGGGCUCCCAUGCAGUCGACUUUAGAAACAGAUUGAAAAUCUUGGAAACAAUCAGCUCAGUUCUCUUGAGCAGUCCUGCUGCUUUCCCUUGUUCUGCUAGACAACUGAAGGGACUUUUUCUGGUCAGACCCUCGAGAUGCCUCCUUUCAUCCCCUCCCUGGUCCUCGUCCUCCUCCUGGCUGGUCCGGCCCUCCUGAACCCAUCAACCUCCACAGAGUUACAGGUCAGAGGGCAAAGGAUGCCAAGGGACACCAAGCAGAACUCCAUCAAGGUGGUGAUUUCAGAGGCCUGCGCUACUCAACGGGAUUCAUCUGACAUCGGUCAAGGAGAUAAAGAAAUCGACCUGGCUCCAGGUUCUCCUCUGGUCCUGACCCAUAAGAUCAAGCUAGUUCCUUCAGGUUCAGGGUCUUGUGACUGUGAUGCCAACUUCGCUGCUCUGCGGGAGCGUCUGGAGAGGCUGGAGAGGGAGGUGUCGGCCCUCCGGGAGAAAUGUGGAGGACCCGAAAGAAACUGCUGCACCUCGAAAGAGAGCAAAGGUGUUGGUUGCUCCAUGAAACUAGAGACUGAUUGUCCCAACGAGUGCAGCAAUCAGGGUCGUUGUGUGGCCGGGAAGUGCAUCUGCUUCCCCGGUUUCAGCGAGCUGGACUGCAGCAAGUCAGACUGUCCUGGAAACUGCAACGACAACGGGAGGUGCGUUCACAGACAGUGUGUGUGUCAUCCUGGUUUCACCGGUCCAGACUGCUCCCAGAGCACCUGCCCCAACAACUGCAAGAACCAAGGCAGGUGUGUGAAUGGCAGGUGUGUGUGUGACGACGGCUUCUCAGGUCCCAGCUGCUCGGACGAAUCCUGCCCAGGAAACUGCAACAACAGGGGGAACUGCAUUAAUGGACAGUGUGUGUGCAACCCUGGGUUCACCGGGCCAGACUGCGCUCAGAGGGUUUGCCCUAAUGAUUGCAACGACCGUGGGAGGUGUGUUAAUGGUAAAUGUAUUUGCGACAGCGGCUUCACCGGCAACAACUGCUCUGAAAGUUCCUGCCUCGGGAACUGCAACAACAGGGGGCGCUGCAUCAACGGACAGUGUGUUUGUGAUGACCGAUUUACUGGUGAUGACUGCUCUGAAAACUCCUGCCCCAGAAACUGCAACAACAAGGGGCACUGUGUCAAUGGACAGUGUGUAUGCUACGAUGGAUUUGCUGGCGAUGACUGCUCUGAUAAAGUAUGCCCAAACAACUGCAGCAAACAUGGGAAGUGUGCGAACGGGAAGUGUGUUUGUGAUGCUGGCUUCACCGGCCCGGACUGCACCACCAAAGCUUGUCCUAACAACUGCAGAAACAAAGGACAGUGUGUCAGAGGAAGCUGUAUAUGUCGGCGAGGAUUCACCGGACCAGACUGCAGCCAGUGUCUGGAAGGCAGGACUGGACCUCACUGUGAUACUGUCACAUCUGGUGUUUCUCAGCUGAGCACUCAGGAGAUCACGGAGACGUCCGUCACUCUGGUUUGGACUCCACCUCCUGUCCAGUAUGAGACCUACCACCUCACUUUCACCAGCCAGAAGGAGAGUGACCAGCAGAUAACUGUGCAGGUGGAGGGCAGCCUGACCAACUUCACCCAGACAGGCCUGGCAGCCGGUCAGGAGUACAGUGUCAGCAUCGUUGGAGAGAUCGACAGCAGGAGGGGAGCUGAGAGCUCCACCAACUUUGUUACCCUCAUAUCGGGUCCCACCAACCUCCAAGUUGUCAAGACGACUUCCACGUCUGCGGUUGUUCAAUGGGAGCAGUCUCAGGGUGAGAUUGACAGGUACCUUUUGACCGUCACACCCAACGAUGGAGCGGGGAGGAGUCAAGAAAUGACCAUCCCUGCUGGUCAAAACUCUGCCCAUAUCCAGCAGCUGGAGGCAGGGCGUUUGUAUGACAUCAUACUUGUGGCAGAGAAAGGCUCAAGCCAGAGUGAACCAGCGGCCACCCAGGCAGUUCCUGGACAGUGGGUCCCAAGGCCUACUACAGCAGCUUUGACCAUGCAGGGCACACAAGAUGUUGGUGACAUCAAACAAGAGCUGAACCCGUCAUCUGGGGGGGAAGUAUUUGACCAACAGGAGAGGAAGCAAGUAAAUUCUAAAUCUGACUCGGCAAAAGUCAGGGGUUUCGAUGGCCCUGACCCCUCCACUGUGACUGCCGGAAGAAAACCUCGAGUCAGCAAAAUGAUGACGACAAAUGGAACAAGAUCCAAAUUCGAGGGAAGGCCCACCUUGUCCAGGAAGUCAAAGGACCCAGGCUCUGUGCGUUUCAAUACAACCAGAGUUCUGCCUGGAGGGAAGAAUAUCUUCCCUGGCCCUUUAAAAAAAGCUCCAGUAGCGACAAAGAAGAAGGAUCCAAUAGUACACAAUAAACCUGAACCAGGUGUCUCCACCGCUGAAGACUCUGUGAUUGUGGAGGCAUCAAGUUCCUUGAGGAGGGAUGAUAAGAAUCCAACUAUGACACCUGGGACUGGUUCAGAAACAAACAGCUCAGAGAAACCAACUCCUGUUGUUAGCACCAAAGAGCAACCAGAUUUUGGAAUGGCAAGCCAUGGAAACUAUGCUGAUCCGGCAUUUCCAGAGCCAACUGGGACUAUUCAGGGCCAAGAGAAGAAAUGUAUGAAGAAAAUUAAAGUGACACACAUUAGAUUACCCCUAAAGGACAGAGCCAAUGGAUGUAUAGGGCAGGGGAAAGGGCUUGCAGGAAACACAUUAAGCUCAAUUCCAGGUUCCCCCAUUACACGUGAUACUCCCCCUACUGGAGAGACAGACCUUGAUUAUUCACCAAAUCCCUUACAUACACUCCUGUCAGGCACUUUUAAGGGUUUGAAUAUCACAACAUUUUCUGUUCACCUGGCCAAACCAUCAGAUGCUUCAGUCGAUGCAGAAAAAGUGAGGACACAAAUUUUAAGGGGAUUAAAACCACUGUCAUCAUUCUCCUCCUCAUCCUUAUUAACCUCAAAGUCAUCAUCACACUCAUCAGCUGUUCCAUCAUCGUCAUCAUCUUUAAUGCGGCUUGUUUCUUCUGCAUCAACAGCAGCACCAUCAUCCUCACUUACACAUUUAAUUAGAUCAUCUCUGUUGCCCCCACCGCCAUCAUCUUCCAGCUCUGAUAAAAUCAGUCCCCUUGGGAGCAAUGAGCUAGAUGCUGAUAACAGUAAAGACACCACUGACUCUUUAUCACCUAAAGACAAAAAACUGCCACCUUUUGGAGAAGAUCAGUUACCUCUUGUCCAUCACACCCCUCCAAAACAUGGAUAUGUGCAUCAUCCACACUCAAACUUUAGGUCAUUUCUGAAUAAAACCAAUCUAAAUUUGAGAGUUCCUCACCGCUCCCCACCUCGAUUUGACCCUAUCCCUACAAGGGAGACAGAGACCAGUGAAUUAUCAUCUUCACUGUCUUCAUCUGCUUCCAAGGAAUCAUCCUCAGAAGAGGUAAAUGCAACAGUGAAGGAUACAGGUGGAGGCAAAGGUGGUAAAAUGACACCUGUAUCCUCUAUAGUUGAACAAAAUAGCAACAAAUUACAGACAGAAAAAGGAAGAAUCACAAUUCGCCGGCCUCUUCCUAAGGGGAGACACUUGCGUCGCCCUUUUUUAAAGAACCGAAUUCACCCAAAUUUGAGGCCCUUGAAUCGCCCUUCUCAACCUUUAAAUCUUGAACCAGAAAAUGAGAAGGAGUCUGAGUUUACCACUCCAUUUCCAGCCCCGUCAGCUCCUUCUCUUUCUGAAAACUCCUAUCCAUCUAAUACAGGGCCAGUAAGAGAUGGGACUGAAGAUGGAACUGAGACAAGAAUGUCCACAACAAAUUUGUCCACUGAGCCUAAUCAAACUCCCAGAGUUAAUAGAGUGCCUUCCUCACAUCGCCCAGAUCUUAAAAUUGGUUUGUUCCGUCGGACACAACCAUACGGUGGUUCCUUUCAAAACAGAACACGCACAAAUCAGAGACCGCCUCAGUAUACAAACAGAGGUCCUGCGCGCAAGCCUUUGCCGACCAGAAAGCUAAAUACAGGCACCGCCAUUACUGCUGUAGGUCAAACUAGCCAGCUGGGACAAGAUGAAACCCAAUCAGGAAAGCAGGAUGUCCACAGGCUCAAUCAAGGAGGUCAAAUUAGACAAUCAGGAAGACAAGAAGCUUCAGAGGUAACUCCAAAUGACCAGAUAGAUACAACUGUCAGACCACAGACUACAGAGUUAAGAAACAGAGACAAUACUCUGAUCCAAACAGAAGAAACUCACACUGCCGAUUUUGACAUUCGUGAAGACAGUGUUGAUGCUGGCAAAAGUACUGGGACUCCGAUUCGAGGUAGACAAACCUACAAAAAAACCUCCUUACAUUCAAGACCCUCAAGACCAGUCAUACCUCCAAAGAGACCACCCUCAACAAGAACGUUCACAAAAAAGCAUAACACCCAGAUGAGACAAUACAUCAGUGGGACUGAAAAAGAAGAAGAUCCAAAAACAAGUAACACUGAAAAGACAGCAAGUGUUACGUCAGAUGUUUCUCCAUCUGGAGUCACAAGAGAACCUCUGGACUUUGUGGGUGUGAUGAACAGGACCUCUGAUGGAUUUACACUCAUAUGGGACUCACCAGAAGGGAAGUACAAAAACUUUGUUGUGACUAGGACAGGAAAAGUUGAAGGGCCAAAGCAGAUGGGAAGAAAAGAAGUGGAUGAAGACUCUGAUAAAGAUGGUGGCAGUGAAAUGGGUACAGAGAAGCACCACUCCAACAAAGAACCUGAAUCAGAAAAUAGAGAUAUUGAUAAUGAUAACAGAAUCACUGAAGGUUUCAUCUCUCAAGUUCCAAAGAUCCAAAGCAGUUCAGCAACCAAACUGACAGAAAAUGACAAAACCUUCAAGAAAGUGCUUCAUGGUUCAGCUCGCUCCUUCCAGUUUGAGGAUCUGCCUCCAAAGACUGAGUACACCUUGACCUUGCUUGGAAAGGGUCCUGGCCUUCUGUCCAGACUGCACAAGCUUGUCAUCAGUACAGGCCCAGAGCCUCCAACCAACAUCGUCUUCAGUAAGGUGACAGAAAACUCUCUGACAGUGUCGUGGGCCAAACCAAAGAGUCCUGUCAGCGGUUUCAAAGUUACAUACACCCACACAGACGAUGGUGAGCCGGUGUCAGUGACGGUGGACUCGGAGGACUCUAACCUCGGCCUAUCGGAGCUCUCACCUGGUUCUUCCUACGAGGUCACCGUCAUCUCCACCCUCGGCCUGGACGAGAGCAACCCGAUCAAAGACUUUGUUAUGACAUUUCCUGACCCCCCCACAAACCUUCAGGCUGUAAACGUCACUGAAAGCAAGGCUUUGUUAUUGUGGCGUCCAGCGUUGGCUGCUGUUGAUAAGUAUACUAUCGUCUACGGCUCGGGUACAGAUUCAGAGUUAAGAGUCACGGUGUCAGGAAAUGCAGCCGAGCAGCAGCUGAGCGGUCUGGAAGGAUCCACCACCUACACCGUCACCAUCACCAGCCAACUGGGCAGCCUGCAGAGCUCACCAGCCAGCACCAGCUUCACCACCAUUGGAGGCUCUGGGAAGGAUGGCGACGGGCCGUGGGCCCUCCGGGCCGACAAUGUGACACCUCGCACCGCCAUGUUGUCCUGGAAACCACCAUCAAAGCCUGUUGCUAGAUACAGACUGACCUAUGAGACUGAAGGUCAAGAAAUGAAGGAAGUUAUUGUGGAUGCCACUGUAACACAGUUCAACCUGAGAAGACUCCAUCCUGGAUCCAAGUAUGUGGUGCAGCUACAGGCAGAAAGAGAAGGAAGAUACAUGUCCGCCAUCACCACUGAGUUCACCACUGGCACCCUGCGGUUCCCCUUCCCCACUGACUGCUCUCAGGAGCUGCUGAACGGCAUCUAUACAUCAGGCGAGGUGGAGAUUUUCCCUCAGGGGAAACUUGGGAUGCCGAUGUUGGUUUACUGUGACAUGGAGACAGACGGCGGCGGCUGGACGGUCUUCCAGAGAAGGAAAGACGGCUCAGUGGAUUUCUUCAGGGGCUGGAAGGAGUACACCAAAGGGUUCGGAGAUGUGAACGGAGAGUUCUGGCUCGGACUUGAGAGUCUCCACAACCUGACAACUAUGGCCAAGAUGAGUUUGCGUGUAGAUCUUCGAGACCAAGACGAGUCGGUGUUCGCUCAGUAUUCCACAUUUGAAGUGGCCAAGAGGAACUACAAACUGACUGUGGGCGGAUAUACCGGCACUGCAGGUGAUUCCCUAACUUAUCACAACAACCGGAUCUUCUCCACCAAAGACCGGGACCCGGCAACCUUCAUCACCCGCUGCGCAAUGUCUUAUCGAGGAGGCUGGUGGUACAAAAACUGCCACGAAGCAAACCUCAACGGCCUCUAUGGCAUUGAUGUCAAACACCAGGGCGUGAUCUGGACGUCCUGGAAAGGAAAAGAGGUUUCCAUCCCGUUCACUGAGAUGAAAAUGAGACCGGCAGCCUUCAGUCCUCCAUCCAGAGGAUGAACGUGAGCGAGGUGAUGAUGAUGAAGAUAAUGAAGAUGAUGAUGAACUGUUAAAAACACACACGGACAGCAGUGUGUCAAUACACAAAGACACACACACGCACUCUCCCACGCCAUAACUUUUGGGGACAUAUCAUUGACUCCCAUUCAUAUCUAACCCCUAACCCUAACCCUAAUCUUAACCAAACCCUAACCCUAACCAAAACAAUGGCUAACCCUAAAGAAACAUUUUUACACUUUUACUUUUUUCAGUAAAAACAACAUGGCCAAGAAAAACACUGUUUAAACUUGUGGGGACCGAAAUGAGGUCCCCACAAGUGGCAUAGUUUUCGGUUUUCCUACAGUUGUGGGGACAUUUGGUCCCCACAAAUCACGGCUUGGGUUGACACACACACACACACACACACACACAUGUCUGGUUCUGCUAUUCCCGUGGGGACUUACCAUUGACUCCCAUUCAUAUCUAACCCCUAACCCUUACCCCACCCCUAACCUUAACCCAGAGCAAAACAAUGCCUAACCCUAAAGAACCGUUUUUGCACUUUUACUUUUUUCAGUAACAACAACAUGGCCAAGAAAACACUGUUUAAACUUGUGGGGACCGAAAUGAGGUCCCCACAAAUGACAUUGUUUUCGGUUUUCCUAUACUUGUGGGGACAUUUGUUCCCCACAAGUAUAGUCAGCACCUUGGCACCCCCCCCCCACACACACUCACACACACACACACACACACACACACACACACACACACACACACACACACACACACACACAAACACACACACACACACACAGCAGACUGAACAUACACAUUUGAACAGGGAGACUUUCUCUCAUUUGAGAAGAGAUGAAGUCGUAUUUUUUCAUUUGUAUAGAGGUCAGUUAUCAGUAUGUUUCUGUAAGUUGUACAGGCUCCUUAUUUUCAUUUUAAAGCAGCAUUUUAAAGCAGCGUAACUCCAACUUCCUCCAUAUUCAAAAACUCAGUUCACACAAAUUGCACCACUACUCUGAAAUCUCCAUCUAGAGAACGGAAAACCGACUAAACCCAUGUAUAGAUUAAUUUUUGAGAAGGACUGAUCUGAUCUGAAAGGGACCUGAGCACAGCCAGACCUUAGUUCUGAACAGAGAUACCAAGCACUAGCAGCUGGAUGAUGAUCUCUGAGUUUAUCUGAUUAAAUAACAAGCAGCUGUUUAACCUUCUAAACCAUAAAAACCACCAGUGGGUUUGAAAGAUUUGUUGUCUUUUUUUUUUUAUUAUUUUAAUGCCAAGAUUCCACCAUUUAUCAGCCAGAAACUCUCACAGUGAAGAGCACUGUUAACCUAUGGCCAUGAACUACUCAUCUGCGAUGUGCUAUUCUGCCAGAAAACUUUUAAAUGAUCCAAAUCUAAGAUUAAAAUCAUGAUAUUUCUUCAAUAUCACUGUAUUCUAUUUGUCUAAAAAUCUUGCUGUAGAUACUGUUUCUUUCCUUUUCUUCUGAAGAAAAUUUUUAUAUUUAUAUAUAUAUAUGUGUGCUUCCUGUGUGCUGCAAGCUCUCUCUUAUUCAAUGUCCUAUUGCUGCUGUACAAUGGUAAUUUCCCCGCUGUGAGAUUAAUAAAGGUUUAAUCUAUCUAUCUAUCUAUCUUAAAAAAUGCACCAAAAAUAUACCAUUUGCAUUUUAUUGUGUACAAACCGAGAGGCCAGUAAGGACUCGGCUGCAAUAAACAGUGGGGUGACAAAAAUUCGACUGAACUGCAGGGUGUAUUUACAUGAAGCAGUGAGAAGACAAGUGUAGAAACAAAUUGAAAAUGUAAGCAGUAAACUAUCUGUAGUAUGUAGAUUCAUUGUUUCUUUCCAGUAUGGGUAUCACCUGUGGGCACUUGGAAGAAUGUUGUACAGUGGGUACGGAAAGUAUUCAGACCCCUUGAAAUUUUUCACUCUCUGUGUCAUUGCAGCCAUUUGCCAAAAUCAAAAAAGUUCAUUUUUUUUCUCAUUAAUGUACACUCAGCACUCCAUCUUGACAGAAAAAAACAGAAAUGUAGAAUUUUUUGCAAUUUUAUUUAAAAAGAAAAACUGAAAUAUCACAUGGUCAUAAGUAUUCAGACCCUGUGCUCAGUAUUGAGUAGAAGCACCCUUUUCAGCUAGUACAGACAUGAGUCUUCUUGGGAGUGACGCAACAAGUUUUUCACACCUGGAUUUGGGGAUCCUCUGCCAUUCUUCCUUGCAGAUCCUCUCCAGUUCUGUCAGUUUGGAUGGUGAACGUUGGUGGACAGCCAUUUUGAGGUCUCUCCAGAGAUGCUCAAUUGGGUUUAGGUCAGGCCUCUGGCUGGGCCAGUCAAGAACGGUCACAGAGUUGUUCUGAAGCCACUCCUUUUUCAUUUUAGCUGUGUGCUUAGGGUCAUUGUCCUGUUGAAAGGUGAACCUUCAGCCCAGUCUGAGGUCCUGAGCACUCUGGAAGUUUUUUCUCCAGGAUAUCUCUGUACUUGGCCGCAUUCAUCCUUCCUUCAAUUGCAACCAGUCGUCCUGUCCAUGCAGCUGAAAAACACCCCCACAACAUGAUGCUCCCACCACCAUGCUUCGCUGUCGGGAUUGUAUUGGGCAGGUGAUGAGCAGUGCCUGGUUUUCUCCACACAUACCGCUUAGAAUUAACACCAAAAAGUUCAAUCUUGGUCUCAUCAGACCAGAGAAUCUUAUUUCUCAUAGUCUGAGAGUCCUUCGUGUGUGUUUUGGCAAACUCCAUGCGGGCUUUUUAUGUGUCUUGCACUGAGGAGAGGCUUCUGUCGGGUCACUCUGCCAUAAAGCCCCAUCUGGUGGAGGGCUGCAGUGAUAUUAGACUUUGUGGAACUUUCUCCUAUCUCCCGACUGCAUCUCUGGAGCUCAGCCACAGUGAUCUUUGGGUUCUUCUUUACCUCUCUCACCAAGGCCCUUCUCCCACCAUUGCUCAGUUUGGCUGGACGGCCAGGUCUAGGAAGAGUUGUGGUCAUCCCAAACUUCUUUCAUUUGAGGAUUAUGGAGGCCACUGUGCUCUUAGGAACCUUGAGUGCUGCAGAAAUUCUUUUGUAACCUUGGCCAGAUCUGUCCCAGAUAGCAAAUUACGGGUGAAUCAAUGUUGAAUCUAUGUUGAGACCUAACGUCGAAAUUAUACAGAAAGCGCAAGGUUGAUAAAAUGUUGAGUCAACGUUUGCUUUUCAACCAUAAAUCACACUUUACCCAGAUAGCAAAAGAUGUUAAAUCAAUGUUGAAUUAGGGUUAAGAAGGUUGAAUUGUGGUUACGAUUGAAGACUGAUGGUUGGAUCAACGUUGAUUCAACAACAUUUUGUCAACAUUGAAGUUUGUGUUUAAAAGAUACCAUUGAAUCUACAUUGCAUUUUGGUUUAAUUAAAAUGUUUGACAGGUCAAUGUUUAAUUAAUGUUGAAUCUAUGUUUGCAAACAUGUAAUCUAUGUAAGCAAACGUUGACUCAACAUUUUAUCAACCUUGCGCUUUCUGUAUAAUUUCGACGUUAGGUCUCAACAUAGAUUCAACAUUGAUUCACCCAUAGUUUGCUAUCUGGGGUGCCUUGCCACAAUUCUGUCUCUGAGCUCCUUGGGCAGUUCCUUCGACCUCAUGAUUCUCAUUUGCUCUGACAUGCGCUGUGAGCUGUAAGGUCUUAUAUAGACAGGUGUGUGCCUUUCCUAAUCAAGUCCAUCCAUCCUCUAUACACCGCUUUAUCCUCACUAGGGUCGCGGGGGUUCUGGAGCCUAUCCCAGCUGACUCGGGCGAAGGCAGGGGACACCCAGGACAGGUCGCCAGUCCAUCGCAGGGCCACAUACACAGACGAACAAUCACACUCGCAUUCACACCUACGGGCAAUUUAGAGUACUCAAUUAACCUCAGCAUAUUUUUUUGGACUGUGGGAGGAACCCGGAGUGCCCGGAGGAAACCCACGCAUGCUCAGGGAGAACAUGCAACAUCCCAGGCCCACCCCGGGAUUUGAACCAGGGAUCUUCUUGCUGCAAGGUGAAAGUGCUAAUCACUACCUCACUGAGCAGCCCCUAAUCAGGUGCAAUCAGUUUAAUUAAACACAGCUGGACUCCAAUAAAGAAGCAGAACCAUCUCGAGGAGGAUCAGAAGAAAUGGACAGCAUGUGACUUAAAUAUGAAUGUCGCUGCAAAGGGUCUGAAUACUUAUGACCAUGUGAUAUUUCAGUUUUUCUUUUGUAAUAAAUUUGCAAAAAUUUCUACAUUUCUGUUUUUUUCAGUCAAGAUGGGGUCCUGAGUGUACAUUAAUGAUAAAUAAAAUGAACUUUUUUGAUUUUGGCAAAUGGCUGCAAUGACACAGAGAGUGAAAAAUUUCAAGGGGUCUGAAUACUUUCCGUACCCACUGUACAUGUUGAUUCAAUAUUUUUUUCUGAGUUUUUGUCAAAUAAACAAGAAAUUACCAAAGAAAUUAAA